AGAUAGCUUUCUGUUGCCACUACAACCGAAUUUCCACUUUCUUCAACUUUUUUUUAUCAACACAAUCAAUCCCCCCCGCUAUAUUUUUCACCACCUCGCUCGUUCGCAAUUCCGUCAGCCAUCGCUAGAUCUGCUGGUGGCAGUCUAACAGCUUCGGCGACGUACCGUGUUAGAAUUCUCAAGGGUACCCAUUACCCUGUAACUGAGUCGCUGUCUUAUUCCACGUCGCCAAGACAAAAAAAGGAAGAAAAAAACGUGUCUUGGUGUGCCUAGGUGACGGGUGGUCCCCUCAAUAUCGGUCUAGGGUGUUAAAAUUGUGCGAAAUCUUAGAGAACAAAUUUUCUCAAUAAUUCUAUACAUCUUUCGAGCUUAUAAUAGCUGAUAUUAAAACUCGGGACUUUUUCCAAGUUUAUUCGCAAUGUCCGACUCGGAGAGCCUCGAUUAUCUCCAGCCGGGCUUCGACGCGAAGACCCUCACGGUUCCCCGGCUUCGAUCGAUCCUGGUUGCCCACAAUAUUCCGUAUACUUCGAGCGCAAAAAAGGCACAGCUGAUAGAACUCUUUAAUGAGCAAGUUGUGCCGCAAUCGAAGCAGAUCCUAGCCGCACGUGCACGAGCAAAACGCUCAAGCAAAGGUAUUGUUGAUGCAGAGUCACAAAGCAGCAGCAAUCCCUUCGAGGAGCAGGAAGAGCUUGCACCGCCGCCCCCGCGUAGCACACGCCGGUCAAGAUCGCCUAGGAAAGCACCUACCACCAGAAUCAAGGCGGAAGAGCCGGAGGAUGAGCCCAUGCCGCCGCCGAACCCAAGUCCUACUAGACGAAAGCCUAGGGCUACAAGCCGUCCGGCUCAGGCUUCGGAUACGGACACCGGACCGGAGCCUGAUCAUGGUAGAACGCUCAGCAGAGUUGGAAGGUUUGUUCUCGCGCCUCGAAUUAAGACUGAGGAAUCCAACGAAGGCUUGUUCCGCCGAACUUCGGAUGUUUUCACCAAUGACAAUCCGUUCCAAAGCGGUAGUUCUCCAUCAGUUAUGGAUAGCACUCCCAGCGUGCGUCGAAAAACGGCUGGAGUUGAUAGAUCGCGCAGCGUUAGUAGGGGCGCGCGAAGACGAACGGAUGGGCACACUGUUCCUAAAGAAGAGUCCCCCGGCCUACCUAUGAAUUUUAACCGUUCCUUACCUCAAAACAGGUACAUUCAAGCACCAGAGACGCCAGUUGUUGAGGCCGGAGAAGAAUUCACUCCAGAAGAGCAACUUGAUCUCAUAUCAGACGAAGCUGUCAAUGGGCGCAAUGCCGUUGCUGCUCGAGAAUCUCGACGUCAGCCCAAUAGGACUGGUGGUGGCACGGUCUUGUCCAUAUUUGUUGUCACGCUCUUAAGCAUCUAUGCUGGUUGGUAUCGACAGGAAAAGAUUGCGGUCGGUUACUGCGGCGUUGGCCAAGCUGAAAGUUCAAUUCCUAAGGAGAUCGAAACGCCAGAAUGGGCUCAGUCGGUACUACCACCUCAAAUUACCAUUCCGCAAUCUGUCAUAGACACCCUGGAACCCCAGUGCGAACCGUGCCCACCACACGCUUAUUGCUACGCAGACUAUUCUGUGCGAUGCGAGCAGGACUACGUCCUCAAACCUCACCCCCUAUCACUAGGCGGUGUUGUUCCUCUUCCUCCAACUUGCGCACCUGAUGGUGACAAGGUCCAACGGGUGCAAGCAGUAGCGGAUAAGGCUAUUGAAGAGCUUCGCGAACGAACCGCCAAGUACGAAUGCGGAGAACCCAUCAACGAAGAAGGCGCAAAGCUCGAGACGCCAGCGAUUGAAGAGCAGGAGCUGAAGGAGAUUAUCAACAGGAAGAGGAGCAAGAAGCUGAAUAACCAAGAAUUCGAGGAUCUUUGGGGAUCUGCGCUCGGGGAGAUUAAAGCUCGAGAAGAAGUCGAGGUCGAAGUUAAGGAAAUACCCGAUUCCGGAGGUGUUUCAAACACCUACUUCACGUCCACCUCUCUCGCUCGAAUUCCCAUCACCUGCGCCGUCCGCAGGUCGAUCAGACUCGGCUUGGCAAGAUAUCGAUUCCAUAUUAGCUUCGUAAUUGCCCUCAUCGCAACCGCAAUUUACGCGCAGUCUCGACUCAAGGCCAACCGUGCAGCUGCUGCUCAGGUACCGGCCCUAGUCGAUUUAGUGUUGGAGAGGUUGGCGCACCAGAAGCAACUAGGAGACGAGGAUAUUGACGACCCGUGGCUCUUCCUCCCGAACUUGCGAGACGACGUGUUGAGGUCUAUUCAUUCACUCUCGCGCCGUGAGCAGAUGUGGCGGAGAGUCAAGAAAGUCGUCGAGCAGAACAGCAACGUCCGCACAAGCCAGCGGGAGGGACGUAGCGGCGAAGUCGGUAGGGCGUGGGAGUGGAUCGGCCCGAUGACCGGAGACCAUAGCGCCAGGCGACGGAAGGGCGGACGCACGUCUUUGGGAACGGACGUGGGUGCGGAUUCGCCAAGUAACGGAGCAGGAGAGAAGGGUACGAAUGCACGACACCAGAGGUGGGAAGAACCGAGACCCAUCUACUAGGUUAAUAAGAAGGAGCUUCAGACGAGGAUCACGCGGAAUAGGCAGCCAAACACAGAGAGAGGGUUUUUCAGUCGGCUGGCGUUUAGGCUUUGCUUAUGAGUACCUAACCUGACCUUUACCUAACCUAGUGGUUUUUCUUUUAUUUCCUGCAAUACCUAGCUACGUGAAAUCAAUUCAUGGUAUUCUCCUUGGUGUAAACGAUCUAUCUUCCAUCAUGUCUUCAUAGGCUCCUCGUGUUAUAUGGUGACCUGUGAUGACCUUCCACCUUGCGCCUCAUGCUCUUACGCGUUCAUCGGGAGGGGGGGUGCGUUUCUCGCCUAUACGGAUCUAAUCUUACUUUAGAUAUAUAUUGCUCAGGCACAGCGACGCAGACUGACUACCUAUAUUAAGAAGUACCUUAG
Daldinia caldariorum is the source of this 2943-nucleotide messenger RNA. Its product is annotated as Man1-Src1p-C-terminal domain-containing protein. The record is from RefSeq and is a predicted model, not a curated record. Gene Ontology annotation, molecular function: chromatin binding. Gene Ontology annotation, cellular component: nuclear inner membrane. The transcript is spliced from 2 exons. NCBI's taxonomy places the organism in Eukaryota, Fungi, Ascomycota, Sordariomycetes, Xylariales, Hypoxylaceae. The coding region runs from base 419 to 2542 and encodes 707 amino acids.